Molecule: messenger RNA, 1054 nt
Organism: Choloepus didactylus (southern two-toed sloth)
Lineage: Eukaryota; Metazoa; Chordata; Mammalia; Pilosa; Megalonychidae
Product: serine protease 57-like
Exons: 5
Coding region: 28-876 (282 amino acids)
Biological process (GO): proteolysis
Molecular function (GO): serine-type endopeptidase activity
Source: RefSeq, a predicted model, not a curated record
CGAGGGAGACGCGGCCGGAGACAGGCCAUGGGGUGCGGGGCGCGGGGCUGGGGCUGCCUGCUGCUGGCCGUUGCCACCGCCCUGAUGCUGCCCUCAAAGCCCCCCGGCUCCCGGGGGGCCCGGAUCAUCGGGGGGCACGAGGUGGCACCCCACGCGCGGCCCUACAUGGCGUCCGUGCGCUUCGAGGGCCAGCACCACUGUGGCGGCUUCCUGCUGCGCGCCCGCUGGGUGGUCUCAGCCGCCCACUGCCUCCACGGCAGAGACCCCCGCACGGGCCUGGUGGUGCUGGGAGCUCACGCCCUGCACGCCCCCGAGACCACCCAGCAGGUGUUUGGCAUCGCCGCCGCCAUCAGUCACCCCAACUACAAGCCCGAGACACACACCAGUGACGUCUGCCUGCUGAGGCUGAACGGCUCGGCCACCCUGGGUCCCGCUGUGGGGCUGCUGCAGCUGCCGCGCCGAGGGGCCGGGCCGCCCGCGGCAGGGACGCGGUGCCGCGUGGACGGCUGGGGCUUCCUGUCCAACUUUGAGGAGGUGCCAGCCGGGCUGAUGGAGGCCGACGUCCGCGUGCUGGACCCCCGCGUCUGCAACAGCUCCUGGGGCGGCCGGCUGGGCCCCGCGCUGCUCUGCACCCGCAGCACUGACCGCCGGCGUCGCGGCUUCUGCUCGGCGGACUCUGGGGGGCCCCUGGUGUGCGGGAGCCGGGCCCACGGCCUCGUCUCCUUCUCGGGCCUCUGGUGCGGAGACCCCAAGACCCCCGACGUAUACACACAGCUGUCUGCCUUCGUGUCCUGGAUCUGGGACGUGGUCCGGCGCCCACCCCGCCCCAGCCCCCUGCCCGAGACCCCUAGGACCACCCCAGGGGCUGCUGCCUGAACCAGGCCCGGCUGGGCCUGCAGAGGAGGCAGCCAACCACACCAAGCAGCUCUGGCCUGGAAUAUUCCAUUCUGGGAAGCCUGGGGGUGUGGGGUGUGGGGUAUGGGUUCCAAGCAAUGAAAAGAAAACGGCCAAAUCAGACAGAAUAAAGCGCUGACUGACUGUCAGCUCCGACGGU